Molecule: messenger RNA, 957 nt
Organism: Penicillium pulvis
Lineage: Eukaryota; Fungi; Ascomycota; Eurotiomycetes; Eurotiales; Aspergillaceae
Product: 3-hydroxyacyl-CoA dehydrogenase family protein
Exons: 3
Coding region: 1-957 (318 amino acids)
Biological process (GO): fatty acid metabolic process
Molecular function (GO): NAD+ binding; oxidoreductase activity, acting on the CH-OH group of donors, NAD or NADP as acceptor
Source: RefSeq, a predicted model, not a curated record
AUGUUUGCUACUUCCCUUCGUUCGGUUUGCCGCAAUGGCCCCAGGGCAGCCCGCAGCUUUAGCUCCACUGCUGCUACAAGCGCGGCCGAGGUUAAAUCGCUGGGUGUGAUCGGUGCCGGCCAAAUGGGCUUGGGUAUUGCUCUUGUCGCAGCCCAAAAGGCUCAGAUACCGGUGACUUUGGUCGACAGCUCUCAAGCUUCCCUGGAUAAGGGUCUCAAGUUUGCUGAUAAGCUACUUGAGAAGGAUGUUUCCAAGCAACGUCUUACCCGGGAAGCCGCCGAUGCGGCCCGCGGGCUUCUAAUUCCAACCCUGAAGAUGGAUGACCUAUCUUCAGUAGACUUUGUUAUUGAAGCGGUUCCCGAAAUCGCCGACCUUAAAACGUCCAUCUUUUCUAAGCUCGCCCAAAUUGCUCCUAAGCACGCUAUUUUGGCUACCAAUACUUCAUCGAUUUCUAUCACCAAGAUCGCGGCCGCUACCACCACCGAUCCGACAGACCUGCAAGCUUCGUCACGGGUUAUCUCGACUCACUUUAUGAACCCUGUCCCGAUUCAAAAAGGAGUUGAGAUUAUCCGAGGCUUGCAGACCUCGCAGGAGACUAUGGACACUGCCAUCGCCUUUGUGCAACGCAUGGGCAAGGUGGCUUCGGUCUCCGCUGACUCUCCCGGCUUCUUGGCCAAUCGUAUCCUCAUGCCGUACAUCAAUGAGGCUAUUAUCUGUUUGGAGACAGGUGUGGGUGGCCGCGAAGAUAUUGAUAACAUCAUGAAGACUGGAACAAAUGUUCCCAUGGGCCCGCUGACAUUGGCUGACUUCAUUGGUCUGGAUACCUGUUUGGCUAUCAUGAACGUUCUCCACCAGGAGUCUGGAGACAGCAAAUACCGUCCUGCCGGUCUUCUGCGUCGGAUGGUUGAUGCUGGCUGGCUAGGCAAGAAGUCUGGAAAGGGCUUCUAUGAGUACUGA